This is a messenger RNA of Aureobasidium melanogenum CBS 110374, 1464 nucleotides long. RefSeq lists its product as uncharacterized. Gene Ontology annotation, molecular function: DNA binding. NCBI's taxonomy places the organism in Eukaryota, Fungi, Ascomycota, Dothideomycetes, Dothideales, Saccotheciaceae. The annotation marks the transcript as partial. The transcript has 2 exons. Gene Ontology annotation, biological process: regulation of DNA-templated transcription. The record is from RefSeq and is a predicted model, not a curated record.
AUGCCGGAGAAGAGGUCUAACAGUCGCUUCUCGAAGGCUGCCGUAAAGGUGCUGAGAAAUUGGCUGGAUGAACAUCAAGCCAAUCCUUACCCCACUGAGGAUGAGAAAGAACAGUUAGGUCGCACAACUGGCCUUCGAAUUGCUCAGAUCAAUACUUGGCUUGCAAAUGCUCGUCGCAGAGGCAAAGUUGGUGUCAAGAAUAAGGCUGCUUUGGAUGGCCUAGCGCACACAACCACUACUUCACUACCCCCAACAGCUGCUAUCGGUAUUCCAGGUUCUACAGAAAUCGAAAUUAACAAGUGGUCAGACAUGAACCCCCUUGAACGAUGGAAGCACUCGCCUCCUCAGAACGAACCAGCUCCCUUCAACGCUAUUGCCGACGCUUUGGGGAGAGGAGAUCUACCUGAUUAUGCGGAUGAAUCAAGCUCUCCAUCAUCCUUGGGCUGGCAGGGUCUCGGUUCGAGCCGCGAUGACUCGAGGUCUUCGAACCGUAGAGCAGCAUCUGUCACGUCCUUGGAGAGAUCUACGUCCAAUUCUGCUGCAUCAUCUGCGGCAUGUCUCAAUGGCAGAAAAGAACGAAGGCGUCGUCGAAAGAUGCCUGGACCUGCUCUCAAGAAGCCCUCUAACGACAAGAACAUUCAGAAGGAGAGGAUUUAUCAAUGUACAUUCUGUGCGGAUACCUUCCUCACCAAGUACGAUUGGCAGAGGCACGAGAAGACGUUGCAUCUGUCCUUGGAGAAAUGGAUAUGCUGUCCGUUGGGUCCAGAGACACUAGAUCCUGUCACAGGCAAGACCAUCUGCGCAUAUUGCUGUGCUCCAGAGCCAACGAAGGACCACAUUGAAUCACACAACCACCGGCAAUGCCUUGACAAAGGAUUCGUGGGACGGACAUUCUACCGUAAAGAUCACUUACGACAACAUCUUCGACUUGUGCACGACAUGAAAAUGUUGCCACACAUGGAAGACUGGAAGACAACUUUGUCUAACAUCAACAGCAGAUGUGGUUUCUGUAGUCAGCGUUUCAGCGUGUGGUCAGAGCGCAACGAUCAUUUAGCUGCACAUUUCAAGGAUGGAGCCAAGAUGAGUGAGUGGAAGGGCUGUCGAGGCUUGGACCCGCCCAUCGCUGCUCUUGUUAGCAGUGCCAUGCCGCCCUAUCUGAUCGGUAUGGAAACCAACUCAGUCAAUCCAUUCACCGCCACACAACCGAUGAAAUGUAUGACGGUUCAGACACACCUUGACGCCGGAGGUCCGCCAACCACAUGCUGGGAAAUAUUGACUGUACGGCUUGGGAAGUUCGCGAAAGAGCAGACAGACAAAGGUGUCAUCUUGACCGAUGAGAUGUUGCAGACCCAGGCGAGGCACAUUCUCUAUGAUUCCGAUGACGCUUGGGACAACACUGCAGCUGACAAUCCGGAGUGGCUCGACCUGUUCAAACGAGCUCACGCGCUCGACUACAUUCCGACU